This is a messenger RNA of Beauveria bassiana ARSEF 2860, 1569 nucleotides long. RefSeq names its product FAD binding domain-containing protein. The transcript has a single exon. Gene Ontology annotation, molecular function: oxidoreductase activity; FAD binding. NCBI's taxonomy places the organism in Eukaryota, Fungi, Ascomycota, Sordariomycetes, Hypocreales, Cordycipitaceae. Bases 1 to 1569 code for a protein of 522 amino acids. The record is from RefSeq and is a predicted model, not a curated record.
AUGACUUUCAACCCAGAAAUUCAAGGCAACCAGUUCAUGCCAGGAACAGCCGCCUAUACACAGGCAAACGACUUGUACGCUACGUCCACUUAUGGAGAGGAGCACGACAUGAACCCUGGAGCAAUUUUGCAGCCCACGAGUAUCGAAGAUAUCCAGAAUGUUGUCAAAUAUGCCAAUUCUACUGGCAAGCCGAUUGCCAUUAGAAGUGGAGGCCACCAGUACAGUGGUGCAUCCUCAACUGGUCCUAAUGGCAUCCAGUUGGACUUGAAACCUACCUUCCGACAACGCAAGCUUGAUCUGCAACUGAUCCGUGAUACUAUCAACGACAAGGUCUAUAUCAAAUCAAGUGUCAGCUGGACCUUGUCUGAAUUCUACGACUUUCUUGUGGACAACGAGGUAUUCCUACCAACAGGACAGUGUGCCACGGUUUGCCUUGGAGGGCACGUCCAGACAGGCGGUUAUGGAAUGCUUGCUCGAUCCUUUGGCCUGUUGGGCGAUUAUAUCGUCGAACUUGAGAUUGUAGAUUACAGCGGCAAUGUAGUCAAAAUUACCAAAGAAACCCAUCCCGACUUGUUCUAUGGAUUUCUUGGUGGCAGCCCUGGCAACAUGGGAGUUUUGACGCAUUUCAAGGUCGAAGUCCAAGAAGAUCGGAAGUAUCAAGGUUCCAAGGGACUAUGGAUGGCUUUUCCCUACAAACCGGACACAUUGAAGUAUCUCCUUGACAUUCUCGUGGAGAAGGGAGAGGAUCCAAAUUUAGAGCGCAGCUACGACUUCAACGUCAACGUCCUCAGCAGGCAGACAAACCUUUUGGACCUGUUCCCCGGCCCAGAAAGCGAACUGAAGGAAAACUUGCCAAACGAAAUUCAUGACGGCAAAGAUCACAUAGCCGAUCUAUUCAAGUUCAAGUAUGCACUCAUCGUUGUGUACGCGCAAUGGGUUAAUUUCGGGACGGAUACCUAUUCACCUGACCUGUUCGACCGAAUCAGGAGUAUUCCCCACUUCUUGAAGUUUGGCAAGGAGACCCCUGAAGGAUAUCCAAUGUCGAAAAUCACAUCAUGGUGGCUCUUCAGAAGUCCACGCGAGUUCCCCCACCCAUACGUUAAGCGCACCCAGACGACCAAAUCAACCACGCUUUCCAUAGACGGUUGGUCCGAUUGGUUCUCUGGGCGCAUCGAUGAGGUUCUUUCUGAGGAGGAUAAUGGCCUAUGGGUAUCCUCCCAGUUGCAGGCCAUGGGCGGAACAAAUUCAAUGUUUUGGAAGAAUGCCAAUAAUGGCACGGCUUAUAGCUGGAGGGAUGCCACCCUUGCCGGCACUUGGGACAUCUUCUACCAAGACACUCAGAACAAAGCCGAUGAAUGGCAGGCUGAAAACGAUAAGGGGUCACUUAUUCACUUUAGCAAGGACGACCGCCGCCUCCUCUGGGGAUCUUAUGGUGAUUGGGACAUGAAGAAUGUUUGGCAGUAUUACUACGAUCCCAAAACAUAUCAGAAGCUGCAGCAGAUCAGGAAGCAAGCUGACCCAAAGGGCAUAUUCACUGCCAAUCCAUUUUGUGUAGAAGCGGCCAAGUAA